GCGUGGGGCCGGAAAGGGCGGGCGGAAGGCGGCCUCCGGCCCCGGCCCGGAGCCGUGCUCGCCUGCCCGGGCGGCGGGGCCCGGCCGGGGACGGGCGCGGCCGCGGGGCCUGGGAGUGCCGUGAGGGCCCCGAGCGCGAUCCGGGGACCUCGGGGGCCGCCCGCCCGCCCGCCGACCGCAGGACGGCAGCACGAGCCCGGCGGCGGCGGUGCGGCGCUCCCUCCUCGGUUCGCGCCCCGGCCCCGUGCCCAGCCCGGCAACUUCCGGACUCCCGGGCGGGCAGGAGCCCCGGGGCCGGCAUGCCCGCUGCCCUAACCGCGAACGCGCGGCCGCGGUGCCGAAAGCGGCCGGCCCAGGGUUCCCUCCCUUGCCUGGGGGUGGACCGGCUCAGACUCUUCCAGCCCCCGAAGCAGACCCGGUGUGGGAUCUGGGCCAGAACCCUCUGGCAGUGACUCAAAGCCGCCAGCCGUACUGCAAGGACAGGGUGGACGGCCCCUAGCCUCCUCUCCCUUCUGAACUGGUUCUCACCACCCCACCCCGGCGGCUUCAGGCCCGGCUGCUGUCAUCUUUUCCCUGUGACUCCCCUCCGCUUUGCUUCUCAUACUCCCUCUGGUUUUCCUGCCUCCCUCUUCAGCGGUGGGAUGCAAAGCUGGACCAAGGCCUCCCGGUCUCACGUGAGGUGGACAGGACCAAAGACUGAUAGGAUCCGGAGAGACAAGGGCCUCCUCCAGCACUGGGACACUGCAGACAAGCACUGUGCGGCAGCCAACAGUGGCGAUGACAAACCGCUGUGUCCCGGUCCUGGUGGCCCCAGGCCCAGCACCUGAUGGAGGCUGCCCAGACUGACAAGUGGAAGCAGACGAACCUCUGAGGCACCCUCCCCACACCACAAACACUCAUGGUCCCACCGGAAGUUCUGGACUCUGCUAGAGCCACAUGAAGAGCUCUGCCAUCUGGGAACACAGCCCAGGGCCAGGCCCAGCCCAUGGACCCUUCUCUGGGCAACCGGACGGCACCAGCGGGGCUGCUCUCCUGAGCCACAGAGGGCCUGGACACACGGUCUUCUGGGAGGAGCCAUGGUGUUCAGGAGGGGCAGGGGCAGCUGUUGGUGGUGGCCUGGACUGGGAGUCAGGGGAGGUUGCCCAGGCCCCCUAGGCCUGCUCAGGGCUUCCUUGCUGCUUGUCAGCCUGCCUUUGGGGGCACGGGGAACAGCCAGUGCCAACCUCAGCACAACUGUGAGUCAGACGGUGCCACUGCCAGGGGGCCGAUACUUGAGCAUUGGGGACGGCUCUGUGCUGGAGUUUGAGUUCCCAGAGGAGAGCGAGGGCAUCAUCGUGAUCUCCAGCCAGUACCCGGGCCAGGGCAACAGGACAGGGCCCAGGCCGGUGCUGAAGGUCACCUCCUUGGACACAGAGGUGCUGACCAUCAAGAACGUGAGUGCCAUAACCUGGGGCGGUGGGGGCGGCUUUGUGGUGAGCAUCCACUCAGGCCUGCCUGGGCUAGCCCCACUCCACAUCCAGCUCAUGGACCCCCGUGAGACCCCGCCCAUGCUAAUUGAGGAACGGAGAGAUUUCUGCAUCAAGGUGUCACCUGCCGAAGACACCCCCACCGCCCUCGGCACCGACAUGGUCCACUUCUCGGAGAACCCAAUACUCUACUUGCUCCUGCCUCUUAUCUUUGUCAACAAGUGUUCAUUUGGGUGCAAAGUAGAACUCGAGGUUCUGAAGGGGCUCCUGCAGAGCCCCCAGCCUAUGCUGCUGGGCCUCCUGGGCCAGUUCCUGGUCAUGCCCUUCUAUGCUUUCCUGAUGGCCAAGGUCUUCAUGCUGCCCAAGGCCCUGGCUCUAGGCCUCAUCAUCACCUGCUCGUCGCCCGGCGGCGGGGGGAGCUACCUCUUCAGCCUCCUACUUGGAGGGGACGUCACCCUGGCCAUCUCCAUGACUUUCAUCUCAACAGUGGCUGCCACCGGCUUCCUGCCGUUGUCCUCCGCCAUCUACAGCCAUCUGCUCAGCAUCCAUGAAACCCUCCACGUGCCCAUCUCCAAGAUCCUGGGGACCCUGUUGUUCAUUGCUAUCCCCAUAGCAGCAGGCGUGGUGAUCAAGUCCAAGCUCCCCAAGUUCUCCCAGUUGCUGCUGCAGGUCAUCAAGCCCUUCAGCUUUGUGCUUCUCCUGGGUGGCCUCUUCCUGGCCUACCGCAUGGGGGUCUUCAUCCUGGCUGGCGUCAGGCUGCCCAUUGUACUGGUGGGCCUCACAGUGCCCCUGGUUGGCCUCCUGGUGGGCUACUGUCUGGCCACCUGUCUGAAGCUGCCAGUGGCCCAGCGGCGGACGGUGAGCAUUGAGGUAGGGGUGCAGAACAGCCUGCUGGCCUUGGCCAUGCUGCAGUUGUCCCUCCGGCGCCUUCAAGCAGACUACGCCUCCCAGGCCCCCUUCAUUGUAGCACUGAGCGGCACCUCGGAGAUGCUGGCCUUGGUGAUUGGCCACUUCAUCUACAGCAGCCUGUGCUCAGUCCCCUGAGGCCACUGGGUCGAGCUUUCACCACCCCUCGCCCCCCAGCCUCCAGCCACUGUCCCCACAGUUCUUGUGUACCAAAGGCCUUCAGCUCUCAUGCACUAUGCACUCAGACGAAACGAAAAAAUCCAGGCUUAUUUUUUUUACUCGUUUUUUAUUCUCCAGCUUUCAGUGCCAAAGAGGCCAUGCUGAGUUAGGUAGGUGGGCACUGCUCAGAAAAUAUAUUUCAAUAAAAGAGAGAAGCAA
Nyctereutes procyonoides (raccoon dog) is the source of this 2750-nucleotide messenger RNA. RefSeq names its product solute carrier family 10 member 3 (gene SLC10A3). Lineage: Eukaryota; Metazoa; Chordata; Mammalia; Carnivora; Canidae. The coding region runs from base 1077 to 2510 and encodes 477 amino acids. Gene Ontology annotation, biological process: bile acid and bile salt transport. Gene Ontology annotation, molecular function: bile acid:sodium symporter activity. Gene Ontology annotation, cellular component: membrane. The record is from RefSeq and is a predicted model, not a curated record. The transcript is spliced from 3 exons.